Messenger RNA from Myodes glareolus (Bank vole), 358 nucleotides. Lineage: Eukaryota; Metazoa; Chordata; Mammalia; Rodentia; Cricetidae. The record is from RefSeq and is a predicted model, not a curated record.
AAAAGUACAGGCUGCAGCUUUCUGCGCUCCCGCGGCCUAGCGAGCAGGCAGGACCUCGACAUGCAGAACGACGCCGGCGAGUUCGUGGACCUGUACGUGCAGCGGAAAUGCUCCGCGAGCAACCGCAUCAUUGGUGCCAAGGACCACGCGUCCAUCCAGAUGAACGUGGCCGAGGUUGACAGGGUCACAGGUCGGUGUAAUGGCCAGUUUAAAACCUACGCUAUUUGCGGGGCCAUUCGCAGGAUGGGCGAGUCAGAUGAUUCUAUUCUCCGAUUGGCUAAUGCUGAUGGAAUUGUCUCCAAGAACUUUUGACCAGAAGAGAUCGGGGGAAAUGUCAUAAAUAAAAGUGAGGAAAAGU